This is a messenger RNA of Phragmites australis (common reed), 799 nucleotides long. RefSeq names its product ferredoxin-like. Gene Ontology annotation, biological process: electron transport chain. The transcript has a single exon. Lineage: Eukaryota; Viridiplantae; Streptophyta; Magnoliopsida; Poales; Poaceae. Bases 117 to 542 code for a protein of 141 amino acids. Gene Ontology annotation, molecular function: 2 iron, 2 sulfur cluster binding; electron transfer activity. The record is from RefSeq and is a predicted model, not a curated record.
CUCCUCCUCCAUUGUUCCUUAGCUAGUAGCCAAGCACACCUUCUCCAUUCCCUAGCGAAUCAACUUCAGAGCUUGCUUCAAGAGGUCGGUCACUUGCAGCAGGCUAAGCUAGCACAAUGGCCACCGCCCUGAGCAGCCUCCGCGCGCCGGCCUUCUCCCUCCGCCUCGCCCCGGCCCCGGCCCUCUCCACCGUCGCGUUGCCCGCGACAACCGGCAAGCUGGCCCGUGGCGCCAGGCUGCGCGCGCAGGCGACCUACAACGUCAAGCUCAUCACGCCGGAGGGGGAGGUCGAGCUGCAGGUGCCCGACGACGUCUACAUCCUCGACCAGGCCGAGGAGGAAGGCAUCGACCUGCCCUACUCCUGCCGCGCCGGCUCCUGCUCCUCCUGCGCCGGCAAGAUCGUCUCGGGCACCGUCGACCAGUCCGACCAGAGCUUCCUCGACGACGACCAGGUCGCCGCCGGGUGGGUGCUCACCUGCCACGCCUACCCCACCUCCGACGUCGUCAUCGAGACGCACAAGGAGGAUGACCUCACCGCCUAAGCCCUGAUCAGCUACCCUAUACAUCUGUAUCUGUCUUGCAAGAGUUGUCGACGACGACGAACGUAACCACGCCGGAGAAAAUUAAUCCCAUAGUAUCAUGCACGCAUGUCGUCAGUGUCACCAUGAGACCGAUCAUCAUAUCUACAGGUCGAUCUGUUAGUGUGCUUGCAUUGGUCUCCAUUAUUCAUUUUUACUGCGGAUGCAUGCAUGAUUAAUUUCGCUAUCAAGUAAUUAAGAAUAAUAUCUAUUUUUUGGUA